Molecule: messenger RNA, 1050 nt
Organism: Mauremys reevesii (Reeves's turtle)
Lineage: Eukaryota; Metazoa; Chordata; Testudines; Geoemydidae
Product: probable G-protein coupled receptor 33
Exons: 1
Coding region: 1-1050 (349 amino acids)
Biological process (GO): positive regulation of cytosolic calcium ion concentration; complement receptor mediated signaling pathway; phospholipase C-activating G protein-coupled receptor signaling pathway
Cellular component (GO): plasma membrane
Molecular function (GO): G protein-coupled receptor activity; complement receptor activity
Source: RefSeq, a predicted model, not a curated record
AUGGACCAAGACAACACGACUCUCCCACCAACCACUGGAGCAAAUUCCAGCCAGACCCCAGCUGCUGUGAGCGCCGCUCACCUGGUCACAGCUGUGUUGCUUUUCACCACCUUCCUGGUGGGUGUGGCGGGGAACGGGCUGUACCUGUGGGUGCUGGCACUUAAGAUGAGGAGGACAGUGACCACCCUCUGGUUCCUUCACUUGGUCUCCUGCUACCUUCUCUUCACCCUGCUGAUCCCCUUCUUCGCCGUCUAUGUCCUCCUGGGUUUCCACUGGGUCUUCGGCACGGCCAUGUGCAAGCUUCUCAACACCUGCAUCUCUGUGGGCAUGUUCACCUCCGUCUUCCUUCUCACCCUCAUCAGUCUGGACCGCUACAUCCUCACUCACCAUCCCAUCUGGUCUCGGAAUCACCGCAUCGUGCCCCGGGCUCAGAAGUUAAUUGUGGGCGUGUGGCUGGCCUCCUUCGGUCUCAGCACUCCCUACCUGGCUUUCCGGGAGACCCAGGUGGUGGAUGGGGGCAGAAUCAUCUGCAUCAACAAUUAUGCCCUUUCCAGAGACUGGAAUGGAGCCGAGCCACAGGAGCUGAGAAGACGGGUCCACCUGGCGGUCUUCAUGGUCCGGUUACUGCUGGGCUUCCUGCUGCCGUUCUGCACCAUCGCGGGAUGCUAUGGCCGGGUGGGGCUGAAGAUGAAGGAGAAGAAGCUGGUGUGGGCUGGGAAGCCCUUCAAAGUCAUGGUGGCUGCGGUGGUUUCCUUCUUUCUCAGCUGGCUCCCCUACCACCUCUACCAGAGCUUGAACUUUUACAAGAAGGAGGUGCCAGAAUCAGUGAUGGGUGCUCUCUUGGUCAUUUACACCUUCUCAUCCUGCUUCAACACCUGCUUCACCCCAAUCCUCUACCUCUUUGUGGGGGAGAAGUUCUGGCAGGUCUUCAGGACGUCUCUUCUCACUCUGGUCAAAGCAGCGUUUGUCGAUGAUCUCGGCAGCAGUGCCCUCGAGUAUAGUGGAAGACACGGGUCAGAAGUUGAGAACACAAGAAAAGAGGUGGUCUGA